UCUGAUUGUUUAAUCGCUCAACAAAGAUUAAGUGAUAGAUCUUCUGUUUGCUCAACCUGUUCCCAUUAAACGUUUUGCAAUUCGCUGUUAAUAAAGGAGACCUGCAUUUGAAUCUACUGGGAUCUUGUCUCAAAGUUCUCUCUUACCAGCUACUCGAAGGAAGAUGUUUUUCAGGUUCCCAGCUCUCGCUGUUCUCUUGCUCGCUGCUUUGGCUUCCGGACAACAACGAGGACUACAGCUUCGUUUAACAGCCAAAGGACUGGAAUAUGGAAUGCGUCAGGCUAUGCAAACCUUGGAGACUGAUCUUUCGGGAAAAAGACUUGGCGAUUUUCAGGGCAAUGGGGGAGGAUUUCAGAUCAGUGUCACAAACUUGGUUAUGAACAAUCUUGUGAUUGGCAAUGAAAGAUUGGUGCCUGGUAAUGCUGCUUUGACGGCAGCUGUUUCUUCGGUAACGGCCGUAGUGUCAGGACGGUUCAGUUACAGGAAGAAAAUUGGAUGGGUUACCAUUCGAGAUUCAAUGAAUAUUCGAGUCAGGGCAUCUGGAGUCAGUUUCUCCUUAUCUGCACGAUUCGGCAGUCAAAGUGGUGGUCGCCCAACAAUUGGAGUCAAUUCGUGUUCCGCUCACAUCGGAAGCUUCAAAGCAGAUGUUUCGGGCUCAAGGGCAAGCUGGCUUUACAAGAUAAUCGCGUCUCUCUUUGAGAGUAAGCUGAGAUCAGAAAUCGCUAAAGCCAUCUGCAAAGGAGCAACAGAUGUAAUAAACACCAAAGGCUCACGGGCUCUGUCCCAGUUCCCUGUUCAAGUACCAAUAUCCGAUUUUGGCAAACUCGAUUACCGACUUACUGCAGCGCCGGUGCUCAACAAUCAGUACAUGGAUGUCUUCGUAAAGGGUGAAUUUUUACCACUUAGCGGAGGGGUUAGUGCGCCAGCUCCUGUCUUCCAAGCUUCGUCUGACAACAGCAAAAUGCUGUACUUCUGGGUAUCCGAUUACACGCUCAACUCAGCCGCUGACGUUGUCCAAAAAACUGGAAAGCUGUCGAAGAAGCUGGAUGCCCAAGAAGAUCUUCCAAAAGUUGUCAAAGAUCUUCUGAACACCAACACUCUUGCUGCUGUUGUGCCACAGUUAGCUGCUCAGUUUCCAAACAGACCCCUUAUAGUCGCAUUGCACUCAUACAAGGCUCCGAAGUUUGUCAUUGAAGAUGGCGCGAUUCGAGUACUUCUCUAUGCAUCUGCUGGCCUAAUGGUGUUGAAGAAUGAUAGCACCUUAUUCGAUGCAUUCACUAUACAGUUGGACAUCAACGCUGCUGGCAGUGUGGGCUUAUCAGGCACAACCAUCCAUGGGAGUUUGAACAGUUUCAGUUUUGGUUUGAAAAUCAUUGCUUCUCACAUCGGGACAGUGAACAUCCCAACCGAUGAUAAGUUUGUCAAUACUAUCGUAAAAGAAGUAUUGAUUCCAGCAGCAAAUGUCUUCCUUGUCACUGGAUUCCGCCUUCCUACAAUUCCUUAUGUCGCGUUGCAAAGGCCAGCUAUCACUUUCCACAAGGGUGUCAUUCGUGUUGGCGUGGAUUGUUUGUAUGCUCCCAACCUUUAUUUGUGAGCCAAUACGCAAGCGAUUUGUAGACCAUAACAAUUAAUUAAUAAACUUUCUUAAUAAAGAUUUCUGUGUUAAAAUUGAACUUCCAAGGAUAAUGAUUUAAUCAACUGUUGUAGAAUGGUCUUAGUUAUUGAAAUGUGCAUUAUUGAUUACAUUAGAGAAAAUAUAGGA
Rhopilema esculentum is the source of this 1762-nucleotide messenger RNA. Its product is annotated as lipopolysaccharide-binding protein. NCBI's taxonomy places the organism in Eukaryota, Metazoa, Cnidaria, Scyphozoa, Rhizostomeae, Rhizostomatidae. The record is from RefSeq and is a predicted model, not a curated record. Gene Ontology annotation, molecular function: lipid binding.